AUGGGGCAUUGUUGCAGCAAGGGCGUUACAGUGGACAACCACGACAAUGGUGUUGCCGCCGCUGAUCGCCAACAACGGCCGCCGUCAUCGGCGGUGCAGACACGGCCCACUGCCGGUAAUGGUGUAGUUCGAACUCCAGCUCACUCCUUCACGGCAAGUCCAUGGCAGAGUCCGUAUCCGGCUGGUGUGGAACCAUCGCCAGCGAGGACGCCAGGGAAGAAAUCCAAGUGGCCGUUCCCUCCGCCUUCGCCGGCGAAGCCGAUUAUGUCGUCGUUCAUGAAACGACAAGCUGGGACGCCUACGGCGAGUCCGAUACCGGAGGAAGGCGGAGAAGGCGGCGAGAGCCAGCUGGAUAAAAGUUUUGGGUUUCCGAAAAAUUUUACGGCGAAGUAUGAACUGGGAAAAGAGGUGGGGCGAGGGCAUUUUGGUCAUACAUGCUGGGCUAAGGGUAAAAAGGGAGAACUCAAAAAUCAACAAGUAGCUGUUAAGAUCAUUUCCAAAGCUAAGAUGACUACUGCAAUAUCGAUUGAAGAUGUUCGGAGGGAAGUGAAGAUAUUGAAAGCUUUAUCUGGAUAUAAAAAUCUGAUCAAGUUUUACGACUCAUUUGAAGAUGCACAUAAUGUUUACAUAGUCAUGGAAUUGUGUGAAGGCGGGGAGCUAUUGGAAAGGAUUUUAUCAAGAGGUGGAAGGUAUACAGAAGAGGAUGCUAAGAAAAUUGUUGUGCAGAUGUUAAGCAUUGCUGGCUUUUGUCAUCUCCAAGGUGUCGUGCACCGAGAUAUGAAGCCAGAGAAUUUUCUUUUCACUACUAGAGAUGACGAUUCGCCAUUGAAGGUUAUAGAUUUUGGUCUAUCUGAUUUUACUAGACCAGAUCAUCGUCUCAAUGAUAUUGUUGGCAGUGCGUACUACGUUGCGCCUGAAGUACUUCAUAGAUCAUAUAGCGUUGAGGCAGAUAUAUGGAGUAUUGGCGUUAUAACAUAUAUUUUACUGUGUGGAAGCCGACCUUUUUGGGCACGUACAGAAUCAGGAAUUUUUCGAUCCGUGCUAAGAGCUGAUCCCAAUUUUGAUGACUUACCAUGGCCAGUAGUAUCAGUCGAAGCCAAAGAUUUUGUGAAAAGGCUACUGAACAAAGACCAUAGAAAAAGAAUGACUGCUGCACAAGCACUGACUCACCCAUGGUUGAGGGACCUAAACAGUGUCGUACCAUUAGAUGCAAUGAUUUACAAGUUAGUUAAAUCAUAUAUUCGAGCCACUCCAUUAAAGCGUGCAGCAUUAAAGGCUCUUUCAAAAGCUUUGACAGAUGAUGAGCUCAUUUACCUUAGGGCUCAGUUUAAGCUGUUGCAGCCAAAAGAUGGGUGGGUCUCCCUCGAUAACUUCAAAAUGGCUCUCAUGAGAAAUGCGACUGAUGCCAUGAGGGAAUCAAGGGUUGCUGACAUUUUGAUUUUGAUGGAACCUCUGUCCUACAAAAAAAUGGACUUCGAAGAAUUCUGUGCGGCCGCAAUUAGCAUUUAUCAGCUUGAAGCUCUUGAGAAUUGGGAGGAUAUUGCAAGUGCAGCGUUUCAGAAUUUUGAACGAGAAGGAAAUCGUGUUACUUCCGUUGAAGAAUUAGCACAUGAAUUUAAUUUGGGCUCGACUGCACACUCUUUAUUCAAGGAUUGGAUUAGAGUAUCAGAUGAAAAAUUGAGUUUUCUUGGAUAUACCAAGUUCUUGCAUGGAGUAACGAUUCGGUCUUUGAGUACAAGGAACCGUCAAUAG
Fraxinus pennsylvanica is the source of this 1752-nucleotide messenger RNA. The record is from the annotation of a GenBank genome assembly. Lineage: Eukaryota; Viridiplantae; Streptophyta; Magnoliopsida; Lamiales; Oleaceae.